Theobroma cacao (cacao) is the source of this 933-nucleotide messenger RNA. The record is from RefSeq and is a predicted model, not a curated record. Lineage: Eukaryota; Viridiplantae; Streptophyta; Magnoliopsida; Malvales; Malvaceae.
AUGUCGAUGCCAAUUAUCGACAAGGAAUUGCCAGAUAUCCUAGUGAUGGAAAUCCUUUUGAGGCUUCCUGUUAAAUCUCUGAUAAGAUUUAAGUGCGUUUGCAAAUCCUGGUGCUUUUCUUUUCAAACCCCCUAUUUUAUCACCAACCAUAAAAACGACAACCUCAAUCUUCUCUUCAAGGAUUUUAAGAUCUCUCGCUUCUCCCCGCUUUCAACUGAAACAAAAAUUAAGAGACAUGGUGGACCUGAUGUUGAGUUUAAUCUGAAAGUCAAAGAAAAUAUCCAUAUGCCUGUCUCCAUCUGUAAUAGUAGUAGGUCACGACUCACAGUGUUCGGAGUAUGUAAUGGCUUGCUUUGUUUGCAGGAUGGUUAUAGGAUUACCCUUUGGAAUCCUUCCACGAGAGAAGUUAAGCUUCUUCCUAAAUCAACUAUCUCACUUCCUCCUUCCGUAGAGAGUACUUAUUUUCAUUGCAUGGGGUUUGAGUUUGAUCCUAAGUCAGAUGACUACAAGGUUUUAGUGAAUGUUAUUAAUCGUGUCCACGAUGAAGAGAGAAUUAUCUCGGCUGAGUGCUUUUGGUAUAUAGCUUCCUUCAAUGAAGCUCUUGCUAUAAUUGUUUAUCCAAGAAGAGGCAUGGAAAAAUGCUAUGACAUAUGGGUCUUGAAUGGAUAUUUAUGGACUAAACAACUUACAAUUGGGCCUAUUCUUGGAGUUGGGAGGCCGUUGGGAUUUUGGAAGAAUGGAGAAUUGUUUCUGGAAAGUGAAAACCAUAAACUAGUAAUGUUUGAUCCCUGCACUAGAGAGCUUCAAGAUUUUGGAAUCCACAUGCCUAAGUACAGAACGCAGCUAAUUGUUUAUGCUGAAAGCAUUGUUCCAAUUAGGGGAAGUUCAGAAUAUAUGACAAAUAUAACUCGCGAAGUGCAGUUGCAAGUGUAG